Molecule: messenger RNA, 4839 nt
Organism: Polistes dominula (European paper wasp)
Lineage: Eukaryota; Metazoa; Arthropoda; Insecta; Hymenoptera; Vespidae
Gene: Glurb
Product: metabotropic glutamate receptor B
Biological process (GO): G protein-coupled receptor signaling pathway
Cellular component (GO): membrane
Molecular function (GO): G protein-coupled receptor activity
Source: RefSeq, a predicted model, not a curated record
GUUGGAACAAUGAGAGAAAGAAUAGAAAGAAGAAAUUUGAGUGAAGAUAAGAAGGAAAAAGAAGAAAAUGAAACGGCAUAUUUGGAUUUAAAUUCUGAGAAAGAGGUGAACGUAGUCGUUCCAAGGAACUUUUCCAAAGAAAAACAAGAUGAAUCAAAAAAAAUCAAAUCCUACGGUGGUAGGAAAAUUCAAGAAAAAGAAAUUCGUUCUGGUAAAGAAUUUUUCGAAUUGACAGGACACUUUGAUCUUACGGAAGGAUCAUUGCAAAACUAUUUGAAAGAGGAAGGUCAAGGUGGUGGUGGUGAUGGUGGUGGUGGUGGUCAUACGUUUUCGCACGAGGAAGUGACAAAUGUUACGGGAAAAGAAAUGAGAAAUGUAAGUUCAGAUCUGGAAGAAAAUGGAGAAGAAACGAUUCUACUUUCGCCUCCGAUAAAUUAUUUGAAAAAAGAGGAGGAAACCGUAAAGAUUGUUCCUCCGAGUAUUAAGAAUGGGGGGAAUAGAAAGGAUCAAGAAAAAGAAGUUACAUCUACGAGAAUCGUGAAUGUUUCCAAGGAUAACACGGUAUCCUCCUGGAAUUCGAAGGAAAAUCGGAAAUACGACGAUACGACAUCAGAUUCGGAUCGGUUAAAUUCGAGUAGGAUGUCCAUCCACGAAAUCGACUCACAAGUUCGGUCUUUCAAGGACUCUCAAAGGAACGUACGCGAUCCUUCUGGAGAUUUCGUCAGUCCAAGGCCGGUCGACUAUUCUACUUCUUAUUUUCCAAAGGAUACGAAAGGCGGAGAACUAAGGGAUGAUCCAAGUAGCGAUUGGAACGGACACGAGAUGAAGGAAGUGGUGAAAGAGGAGGAGGAGGAGGAGAAGGAGGAGGAGGAGGAGGAGAAGGGGGAAGGAAAAAGGCGUUACCACGAGAAGAAGAUAAAAAGUAAAGAUUCUCAAAGAAAAUUCUGGUUAAAGGACGAAGAACAAAUGGUAGAAAAUACGACCAUUUCGUUGAACGAUCUUCCUAAAUUGACGCCAUUAACGUUCCCAAAUAUUAUCACGGAUGAAAGAAAAGAAACUAUUAAAAGAACAAAUUCUGAGGUAAGCGACUAUAAAGGGGAAGUUAAUAGAAUGAAGCUUCCAAUAAUCGAAAAUAAAUUCACAUCGAGUUUUCCACCUACUUUAAAAGAGACCGAACAAGAAGUAUCCUCUAACAAAAAAUCUACCAAAUCGAGUAGAUUAUUAUUGUCAAAAAAGAAGCGUUUUAAAUCAACUGAGAAGAUCGAAAGUAAUACUGACCCGACGAUAAAUUUGUCAACAAACUUCAAUACAUCUAUAAGAAACCAACUCCUUGAUUCGGUCACAAUAACCGAAGAAGAAAACUUGGAAACUUAUUCGCCUCGAGGAAAUUCCAUGGGAGGAACGACGGAUAUUUCCAUGACGGAGAAAUCCAAAAGGACGAGCAGAAUUCCGAAUAGUUUGACCGAUCGAUCAUUUUCCAGUGUCGAGAUCGAAGGGUUUACUUAUCCCUUUUCUGACGUUGUAACCUCUCAGUCGAUCGAUACUUUUACAACAAUAUCGAUUGAUGAGAAUACAAUGGAUAAAAAAUUCGAAAAUACGACGAGUGCAAGUUCAGUAUGGUUGAGUACGGUUUCUUUGGAAAAGACAACGAUAGGUAAUGUUUCGGUGAACAAACAAUCGAUUAACGAUGAUCAUAACUCAACGAAUAAACCUCCGUGGCCAGUGAAACAUAGCGCAGUGGUUGAGGGUGACCUCGUUUUAGGAGGUUUAAUGAUGGUUCACGAAAGAGAGGACUCAGUGAAGUGUGGUCCUAUUAUGCCUCAGGGUGGUGUCCAAGCAUUAGAAGCCAUGCUUUACACUCUGGACACGCUCAAUCAACGAGAGAUCGUCCCCGGGGUCAAAAUAGGAGCACAUAUACUCGAUGACUGCGAUAAGGACACCUAUGGCUUAGAAAUGGCGGUAGAUUUUAUCAAGGGAUCGAUAAGCAAUAUCGACGGUGCGGAAUACCAUUGCAAUAAAACCACCGUUCGUAAAGUUAUCAGCGGCGUCGUGGGAGCUGCAAGUUCUGUAACAUCGAUCCAAGUGGCCAAUCUUCUUCGGUUAUUCAGAAUUCCCCAGGUCUCCUUCUUCUCAACGAGCCCAGAACUCUCGAAUAAGCAACGAUUCGAGUAUUUCAGCAGAACUAUACCGAGUGAUCAUUACCAGGUCAAGGCUAUGGUAGACAUCGUUUUAAAAAUGGGAUGGAGUUACGUGUCAAUCAUAUACGAGGAGAGUAAUUACGGAAUUAAAGCUUUCGAGGAACUCGAAGAAUUAUUAACGAAGAAUAAUAUUUGCAUAGCAGUUAAAGAAAAAUUAGUUAAAGAUUCUGGUGUGGCGGAAGAAACGGCUUAUGAUACCAUUGUUUCUAAAUUACUAACUAAACCACGUGCUAAAGGUUGUAUAAUAUUUGGAUCGGAUCAAGAAGUAGCAGGAGUUAUGAGAGCAGUCAGACGAUGCAAUGCAACCGGUACAUUUUCUUGGAUAGGCAGCGAUGGAUGGAGCGCACGAGGUUUGGUGAGCAAUGGUAAUGAAGCAGAAGUUGAAGGUACACUUUCUGUUCAACCCCAAGCGAAUCCUGUCAUGGGUUUUGAGGAAUACUUCCUAAAUCUCACUGUCGAAAACAACAAGCGAAACCCUUGGUUCGUCGAAUUUUGGGAAGAUCACUUUCAAUGCCGUUAUCCAAAUUCUACUUUAACACCACACAAUCAAAAAUAUACGAAAGCUUGUAGCACCAAGGAACGACUUACCAAAGAGAACACAGUUUUCGAGGAUCAAUUGCAAUUCGUAUCAGAUGCGGUAAUGGCUUUUGCCCAUGCAUUCAGAGACAUGCAUAGGGAUCUUUGCGGUAACAAAACUGGAUUGUGUUCUGCAAUGAAACCAACGGAAGGUACAAAGCUUUUGGAGUAUCUACGCAAAGUCCAAUUCAAAGGUUUAAGCGGCGAUGAAUUUCGAUUCGAUGAAAACGGUGAUGGCCCGGCAAGAUACAACAUCAUACAUUUCAAACAAACCGAACCUGGGGUCUACAAGUGGAUACGCGUUGGCAAAUAUCUCGAGGGAGUUCUACAUUUAAACAUGUCUAUGGUUCAAUUUAAGCUGGGACACAAUCAGACACCUGAAAGCGUUUGUUCAUUGCCAUGUGAAGUAGGCCAAGCGAAAAAAUAUGUUGAGGGUGAAAGUUGCUGUUGGCAUUGUUUUAAUUGUUCUCAAUAUCAGAUUAGACACCCAGACGAUGAAACGCAAUGCAAGAAUUGUCAACAAGGAACAUUACCAGAUGAAACUCAUUCUACCUGUAGUGAAAUACCCGAAGAAUUCUUGAGACUCGAAAGUGGCUGGGCUAUCGGUGCAAUGUCCUUCUCUGCUGUUGGAAUACUAGUAACUUUAUUUGUCUGCGGUGUAUUCUUAAAACAUAACGACACCCCUGUCGUUCGUGCUUCCGGCCGAGAAUUAUCUUACGUCCUUCUUAUUGGAAUCUUACUUUGCUAUCUCGUCACGUUUGCUCUCGUACUUAGACCAACCGAUAUUGUUUGCAGUAUUCAAAGAUUCAGUGCUGGAUUUUGCUUUACCGUAGUAUAUGCAGCACUUUUGACGAAAACCAAUCGGAUAUCGAGGAUCUUUAACGCUGGAAAACACAGUGCUAAAAGACCAUCAUUUAUAUCACCAAAUUCUCAAUUGAUCAUUUGUUCCGGUUUAGUAGGAGUACAGAUACUCAUUAACGUUGUGUGGAUUGUUAUCGAUCCAGCUAAAGCUAUGCAUCACUACCCCACCAAAGAGGAUAAUUUGCUUGUUUGCAAUAGCUACAUCGAUGCUAGCUAUAUGAUUGCUUUUGCAUAUCCUAUUAUAUUGAUAGUUGUUUGCACUAUUUAUGCGAUACUCACGAGAAAAAUUCCUGAAGCCUUUAACGAAAGCAAAUACAUUGGCUUUACUAUGUAUACUACCUGCGUUAUAUGGCUAGCCUUUGUUCCACUUUAUUUUGGUACUGGCAAUCACGUCGCAUUGAGGAUUACUUCGAUGUCAGUUACCAUCAGUCUUUCUGCUUCUUUGACUAUUGCUUGUCUGUUCACACCAAAGUUGUAUAUUAUAUUAAUUCGACCGGAUAGAAACGUUCGACAGAAUAUAAUGCCACCAAGACCAUACAACACUACCAAAAGUUCAGCUGUAACUGGAACGAAUGCUUCGAGCAUGAUGGCUACUAUUACAUUAACCGCCGUAACUUGUGAUCAAAACAAAGCCGUGAAAAAACAUAUCAUCAAAACUACAGACUGUUCUACACAAAGUGAAUAUUACGAGUUAGAAUUGAAAGAACGGAAGAACGGAAAGUCAGCUCCGAAUUUAAUAUCACGCGGAACCCAAACCCAAUCGAAUAACAACGAAAAGGAAACUAACGAUAGCGUUCAUCUUGUUGUUGACAAAGAAUCGAAAGAAACUGCUACUACAACGAGGCAAAUAAAUAAUACGAAAAUAGGAAACGGACCUGUCAAUCAAAACGACGUUGCUUUAUAGCAAAAUGAUAUUAUCAUUGAAACGCCAAUCAUUGCGGCUAAUUUAAAACCGAUCUCAAAGAAACCAGUAAUUGUAUAAGCAAGCACAACAAAAUACAUUUACAAAUACAUAUUAUUGUAAAACGAAAUAUUGUUAUAAAAAUAUUAAAUUAUAUAACGAGCAAUUUGUUCAUGGCUCGUUUAGAUAAAUUCGAAAAAAGUAUUCAUGUAUCAAAUAUGGAAAGACGGACGAAAUUUACAUCCUUCAAUUUUCAACUACAUAUGAAAGAAAAAAAAAACCAAAUAUUGAAUAUCAUUAGUC